Prunus avium (sweet cherry) is the source of this 2391-nucleotide messenger RNA. RefSeq names its product F-box/kelch-repeat protein At3g23880-like. The record is from RefSeq and is a predicted model, not a curated record. Lineage: Eukaryota; Viridiplantae; Streptophyta; Magnoliopsida; Rosales; Rosaceae. Gene Ontology annotation, molecular function: protein binding.
GUCGAGCCAAACUCCAAUACAAACUCGAGCAGUACAGCCAACGGGUUUUAAACUCAGUGAAAAAGGGACUUUGAUUUUCAUAAUAAUAAUCUCAGGUUCAAACCCAAACGCAGGGUUUAGGGUUUAGGGUACAAGUCGUAGCCCACCUGCUUGCGUUUUUGUCUCUAUAAAAUAUGCCCUAUUAACUCCCCGCCCCAACCAGAGCACACCAUAGGCUAUACCUUUUUUGGAUGAAGUAGGAGGAUCAAACCCCAAACCAAACAGACCCAUUGGCUAUACUUUUUUCCAUAUAUAAGACCCCUCAAAUCCCAACUCUUACAUCGCAGGCAUAAUCGAAAAUCGAAAGUUAGAGCAAAACAUCAGACAAUCAAAGCCAUGGCAGAUUACUUCCCUGAAGAAGUCAUACACGAAAUCCUCCUGAGGCUGCCCAUCAAAUCUCUAAUCAAAUUCAGAGCAGUGUGCAAAUCAUGGUGGUCGCUGAUCAAAAGCCCUACCUUCAUCCACACCCACCUCAGCCGCCGCACAGCCCAAUCCAGCAACCAAAACGACGGUCACCUCGUUCUGCUAAACGCUUUACCUGAGAAAGUGGACGCUGCUUGUCAGCUUGGUGAGCUUUUCUCCUUGCACUGGGACAACCCUGAAUUUGAUGAGUACACAGAGCUUGUAAAUCCAUUCAUUUACCAUAACACAGCUUAUUUUCCCAAAAAGAUCACAUUUUUACUUGAGAAUUUCCAUGUGGUUGCCACUUUUAAUGGGCUGAUAUGCCUCGCUGCUGAUUUUGCAACAAUAAUCUGGAACCCUUCUGUUAGAAAGUUUAUGUUUUUGCCUAGGCCUAGAAUUCCUUUUCCCACAGAUUACAUCAGAAAGUUUAUGAUAGCAAGUUACGCCUUUGGCUACGAUUCGCGUACCGAUGACUAUAAGGUUUUGAGAAUUGUGAGCGACCUUUUAAGCGAAGCCCCAUGUGAGGUUGAGGUUUGGUCAUUAGCCAGGGGCUCCUGGAAGACUCUUAGUGCUGCUGUUAUUCCUGCGGACUUUAACCCUGCAGGUAUUACUCUUAGAUACAGACAAGUUUUUGUUAAUGGUGUUACUCAUUGGCAGCAAUCCUUGAAGAACGAGGGUAAUUGCAUUGUGCAGUUUGAUAUGGUCAAUGAGGUAUUUGGAAAGAUAACGGUGCCUGAUGCUUUGAAAAGAAAGAAUUGCUUUAUGUCGAGAUACGGGGAGUCCCUUGCCUUGUUUGAGACAUAUGAUGAAGUUUCAGAGGGAUUAAAUGCUAUUACUUGUAUUCACAUGUGGGUCAUGAAAGAGUUUGGUGUGCCUGAAUCAUGGACUAAAUUAAUGAGUAUAUGCUUGGAAGGAACUUUAAUUGCGCCGUUUGGUUUUAGAAGGAGUUGUGAAUUAGUGUUCAGAAUGUAUGGUGGGAUGCUUUUAUCGGUGGACUCUAAGACCAAACAAGUUAAAGAGUUUAAAACUGAUGGAUACAGGUACCACUUCAUGGAUUCUUUUGUAGAGAGUCUUGUCUUACUUGGUCAAACCAAUGCUAUUUCUUACUAAGAAGGACCAACAAAUUAGAAGUAAAGACGAGGUUGGAUUGGAUUUUGAUUAGCACUUGCCUUCACUUCCGGUUUGAUGGAAUUCAACACACCUUGCUUUUUAAACAGCCUUAAAAUACAAGGGUGCAUUUUCUGUCCCGCAAGAGCAUGAGCGUUCCUAUACUGCAGCUUUAACCGGCAGAGAAUGGGAAUGUAGGAGUUUUAUUACUGGUUAUUUGAAACUUCUUGUUGAAAUCACCAAUGUCUUUUCAGGCAAUAAACCAACUGGAGGUUGGCAUUAGCAGUAGCAGCAAAUUUGGAUCCCUGAUUCAAGAUGCGUUGCUGGUGUAUUGCGAUUCUCAAAUUUACUGUAGUACUGCUGUGGAUUGGAUCAAGGAGGUUUCUGACGGCAUCAAGGGUCUUUUUGAUGCAUAUUCAAUUUGCUCAACAAGGGUUGAUUAAGGUUGAGUGAGCUUUUAUUAGUCCUAUAUCAACUGUUGCUCCAGUAUCCGCAGUCAGUGUUGGUGGUAUUGUGGUAGAGUGCUCGAUCAACAUCGAAGCACACGAAAUGCUGACACACUACAGGCUCUGAUAUUCACUCCAAAUCAGAUUGGUUGCUGAUGGAUUUAAAAGGCAUGUGCAUUAUACUUGAAUCUUACUCUGUCUUCAAUAUAACAUGUACUUUGUAGUGAUCUCAUUGCAAUAAUUACUAGUUUCUCUUCUUUCUCUUCUUUUUUUUUCUUUUUCUAUCAGAUGUCAUCUUUCUUCUAUGUACCUAUUUAUGUACCUUGGACUCUUGAUCAGGAAAUUGAUGUAUAAUUUCAAAGAAAAUAUAUUUCUUAACCAUCUAAUGGGUUACUUA